Messenger RNA from Arabidopsis arenosa, 1567 nucleotides. The record is from the annotation of a GenBank genome assembly. Lineage: Eukaryota; Viridiplantae; Streptophyta; Magnoliopsida; Brassicales; Brassicaceae.
AUGCUCUGUCAGAUUAUUCAUAUUUUUCUUUUCUCAAGUCAGAUUAUUUAAUUAAAAUAUUUCCAACUAAAGUGAUAAGAUUAUGUAAUAUUUGGGGGACAAUUUAUCGACUUAAAGAGGCCGAGACAGAUGUUAUCCUCUUGAUUUUUUUUGUAAAAAUCAAAACUUUAAGAGCUAUGGAAGAGGAGAAUGUUACUAGUUCACCUUCAACACCGGUACAUAGGCUUAGACAUCGAAGACGUUCUAAUGAGGUUGUUAUGGAUGGGGACAGAGUAAAUGCAAGUCCUUUGUUGGUUAAUGAUCGAAAUAAGUACAAAUCUUUCAUGGUCCGGACUUACUCGACUUUAUGGAUGAUUGGUGGUUUUGUUUUGAUUGUCUACAUGGGUCAUCUCUAUAUCACAGCUAUGGUUGUUGUUAUUCAAAUUUUUAUGGCUAAAGAGUUGUUUAAUCUGCUGAGGAAAGCACCUGAGGAUAAAUGUCUCCCCUGGAUUAAACAGCUUAAUUGGCACUUCUUUUUCACUGCCAUGCUUUUCGUAUAUGGCCGGAUCCUUAGUCAACGGUUAGCUAAUACCAUGACUGCAGAUCAGUUCUUUUAUCGGCUAGUCACCGGCCUUAUCAAAUACCAUAUGGCUAUCUGUUACUUGUUGUAUAUUAUAGGUUUCAUGUGGUUCAUUCUCACAUUAAAAAAGAAGAUGUACAAGUACCAGUUUGGCCAGUAUGCAUGGACCCACAUGAUUUUGAUAGUCGUGUUUACUCAAUCGUCGUUCACUGUUGCCAACAUAUUUGAAGGGAUCUUCUGGUUUCUUCUUCCAGCAUCUUUAAUUAUAAUCAACGACAUCUUCGCUUACAUUUUCGGUUUCUUCUUUGGAAGAACUCCCUUAAUAAAGCUAUCUCCAAAGAAAACAUGGGAGGGAUUCAUCGGAGCCUCUGUGACAACUAUCAUCUCUGCAUUUGUUCUGGCAAAUAUUUUGGGUCGUUUCCCUUGGUUGACAUGCCCACGACAGGAUUUGUCCACUGGGUGGCUACAGUGUGACGCUGAUCCAUUGUUCAAACCUGAACCUUUUGCUUUACCUGCAUGGAUCCCAGAAUGGUUUCCUUGGAAGGAAAUGACGGUCCUCCCUGUUCAGUGGCAUGCAUUAUGCCUCGGUUUGUUCGCUUCAAUCAUAGCACCUUUUGGAGGGUUUUUCGCUAGCGGGUUUAAAAGAGCAUUCAAAAUCAAGGACUUUGGUGAUAGUAUUCCAGGACAUGGUGGAAUCACAGACAGAAUGGACUGUCAGAUGGUUAUGGCAGUAUUUGCUUACAUAUAUCUCCAGUCAUUUAUAGUCUCCCAAAGCGUUUCGGUUGACAAAAUCCUAGACCAGGUAUUGACGAACCUUACUUUCGAGGAACAACAAGCGCUGUUCGUGAAAUUAGGACAAAUGCUGAAGGACAAGCUCUCAUAGUUUCCACUCCCCCCCCCCCCCCCAAAAGUUCUUUUAUUCAGAUUCUGAUUCUCCAAGAACAGGUUUCUCUGGAAUAUCCUUUUAUCUUUGUCCUUUACUAGAGACAAUAAAUUUAAAAUUGGAUA